Camellia sinensis is the source of this 1328-nucleotide messenger RNA. Its product is annotated as Glutaredoxin family protein. NCBI's taxonomy places the organism in Eukaryota, Viridiplantae, Streptophyta, Magnoliopsida, Ericales, Theaceae. The record is from RefSeq and is a predicted model, not a curated record.
CGCAAAUCCAAACGAGGUGUGGAAAAGAAAGGAAUAAGAGCUGACCCACCCUCUCUACCCCCCGCGCUCUCAAACCCCUCCGUCUCCCGCCCCCGUCUCCCUCGCCUUUGCACCUCCCUCCACCUUCCACCUUCAACUCUCCCCAAACCCAUCACCUCUCUCUCUCUCUCGAUUCUCAAUCUUCAUCCUCCGCCGCCACCGCCACUAAUCUAGAUCUCUCACCUCAUGUGGCUGCAGCGGUCAAAAUCCAAGGUUCACGUUCGCACCACACCACCAAACUUCUCUUGCUCCUCCUUCAAAGACAUCCAACACCUCUGCUCUGACGAUUUCAACAACUCCUCACAAUUACACGCCUCCAAUUCACCCCGAGCUUCCAUCUUCCACCGCGUCCGCAUCGCCAACUCAGUCCUCCGCGCCUGGUCAACUCGUCCCCCCAAUGCCUCACCCUCCUCCCCACCUCAACAACCCUCUCCCCUCCAAUCUCAGCCUCCGAUUCUCCUCCCCGGGGACCAGAAUCGCAUAGUCGUCUACUUCACGAGCCUCCGCGUGGUCCGCUCCACCUUCGAGGACUGCCGGACCGUCCGAUCGAUUCUCCGCGGAUUCAUGGUCUCGAUCGACGAGCGUGAUGUUACGAUGGACUACAAGUUCAUGGAAGAGCUACAGGGGAUCUUGGGAAAUCACAUCAAGGCCAAGCUGAUCUUGCCUAGGGUUUUCAUCGGCGGUCGGUACAUUGGCGGCGCCGAAGAGAUCAAGCAGCUCCACGAAGCUGGCGAGCUGAAGAAAUUAGUCGAUGGCUUGCCGCCGGCUGAGCCCGGCGUUUGCGAGGUCUGCGGCGGCUACCGAUUUAUCCUCUGCGACGAGUGUAGCGGAAGCCACAAAUGCUACUCUGAGAAAUGGCAGAACGUGUACCGCGUGCAACGAGAACGGUCUGAUCAGGUGCCCUUCUUGUUCUUGCGCUUCGCUUUCAACCGUCUGAUUAGUAUUAGUAGAGAAAAUGUUUAAAAAAAAAAAAAGAAAAAGAAAAAAAAAAGAGAAGAGAAGAUUAAAAGAAAAGAAAGUUAGAGCUUAUAUAAUAUUUUCUUUUUCAAGUGUUGUAAAUUUUUUUUUUUUUCCAACCUAAAAUUGAAUUAUUUUUUUUAGUUGUGUGGUUGUAAUAGUGUAAUUUUCUUAGAAUUGGGAGACAGGGUAAGCCAGGUAGACAUGCAACCAUUGGAGUGGUGCCCUCAAGUAUCCAUUAAAGUUUGUGGGAUUAAUUUUGGUCUUUAAAAAGUAGUACAUUAACAUGUGGGAAUGGAGGGGCCAUUCACAUGCUCUAAAGCUUUCUUUUA